This is a messenger RNA of Strongylus vulgaris, 292 nucleotides long. NCBI's taxonomy places the organism in Eukaryota, Metazoa, Nematoda, Chromadorea, Rhabditida, Strongylidae. The record is from the annotation of a GenBank genome assembly.
CCCAACCUCCCCUUGGCACAAGACAUCAUACAGAGAAAAAAACUUUCCAUUAAACUUUUUUUAGGGCACCUACCAAGGAUGUUUUCAAGUAGCAGGAUCACUGAGCAAAGUGCUCUCCUCUCUGAUCAAUAGCAAGCUCUAUUCAAAAUUUGGACCACGUGCACCAUGGACUCUGGAAAUUGUGCAAAUAUGUACUGCAAUGGUAGUUUGGAUAUUGUUUCGCAAGAAGAUGGUACCACUACAAGUGCUUGAAUCUCAAGCUAAAAGAUCCUCCUUCAAGGAGGAAUCAUGA